Messenger RNA from Neoarius graeffei (lesser salmon catfish), 604 nucleotides. RefSeq names its product histone-lysine N-methyltransferase PRDM7-like. Gene Ontology annotation, cellular component: nucleus. Bases 5 to 580 code for a protein of 191 amino acids. The transcript is spliced from 4 exons. NCBI's taxonomy places the organism in Eukaryota, Metazoa, Chordata, Actinopteri, Siluriformes, Ariidae. The record is from RefSeq and is a predicted model, not a curated record.
AGAAAUGAACACAGAGACAUCCAACGAUGGAGGGAUGUCAAAAGUCCGUGUGAAGAAAGAGGAGACGCUGGAGCUGAACAUCUCCAACCAUGGAGAUGACCUCGACAACCCACCUGAACGUCUUUCCAUUAACAUGGAAGAUCAUGACAAUAAAGACUACCUCUACUGUGAAGUUUGCAAAUCCUUCUUCUUCAACAAAUGUGAGGUUCAUGGACUGCCCCUCUUCAUCUCAGAUACUCCUGUUCCCAUGGGAGUCUCUGACCGAGCCAGACAAACUCUUCCUCCUGGGCUAGAAAUCAAGAAGUCCAGUAUUCCUGAUGCAGGCCUGGGAGUGUUUAAUAAGGGGGAGACGAUUCCAGUAGGUGCACACUUUGGACCCUACCAGGGAGAGCUGGUAAACCGAGAGGAAGCCAGGAAAAGUGGAGACUCCUGGGUUAUAUACAGGAGCAUGCAGUGUGAAAAAUACAUCGACACGAAAAGAGAGAUGCAUGUGAAUUGGAUGAGAAGUAAAGAACACUUUGCUGCAAGUCUUUUCCUGCUCCACAUGUCCUCGUUCCUGUGCAUCUCAAAUUUACCUUGACCAGUGCAUCCAGAGAUGCCACAA